Messenger RNA from Zingiber officinale, 1759 nucleotides. Its product is annotated as cytokinin riboside 5'-monophosphate phosphoribohydrolase LOG1-like. The transcript is spliced from 7 exons. Gene Ontology annotation, cellular component: cytosol; nucleus. The record is from RefSeq and is a predicted model, not a curated record. Gene Ontology annotation, biological process: cytokinin biosynthetic process. Bases 887 to 1615 code for a protein of 242 amino acids. Lineage: Eukaryota; Viridiplantae; Streptophyta; Magnoliopsida; Zingiberales; Zingiberaceae. Gene Ontology annotation, molecular function: hydrolase activity, hydrolyzing N-glycosyl compounds.
AGAGAGAGAAAGAGAAGAUCUCUGAUUCUCUUCUCUCAGAAAGCGUAAAGUUACUACCAGAAGUAGUUCCCGUCGCAGACAGAGUCUUGAAACCGAGGGAGAAUCCCGCCAUGAUUUGGUGCUCUGCAACAAGUAAAAAAGAUCUGCAGUCACCAGAUGGGCGCCAUUAAAAUUUUCUCGCGACCAGGAUUCGCUUUCGAGCUGCAGCACAGUCGCAGUGGCAUCCCUCCUCCAUUCCCUUCCCUUCCUCUGUUUUUCUCUCUGCGAGAAUGUGGCAAAUGAAUGAUUCCUCUUUACUGUCUUCUUCCUCCUCCUCCCUCUAAUUGCAGUAAUCAUCCAGCUGUCCUUAUCUCUCUUUCUCUCUUUGUGCUUCCCCCUCACUGCUCUGUUUCACAAGCUAGGUUCUUGCUCCUCUGCUUCAUAGCUCCUGCCGCCUACCGCAAGAGUUAAUGGCCGCAGAGGAAAGAGAGACAUACAAACAUAUAGGUUGGUAGGGGUCGAAACAGUGGGAUGUGCGAGUUUCAAAGGGAUGCUGAUGGUCUACACGUGUGGACGACCAUGGAGGCCAUGAUUGCCUUUCGCUAAAACCGAGGCAGUCCGCUCCCCUGUUCUGCAGUUCGAUCGGUUGUUUUUUAUGAUAUCUUAAGGGGUAUACGCUGGUUCGAAAUAAUCGCGUCGCGUAAUAUCCCCAUGUUUGGGGAUCGCGUCGCGUAUCUUGCUGCCUUUUCCGGCCGCUUCAUAAAGUGGGAUGGAAAGAAAGUACGCAAGAGGGUGUGACAUUGCAUUUACGUAUUUCUUUCCAUCCCCUGCUGUCGUUGUUGUUGCUUUCCUUCGUAAAGUUUGGAUAAAAUUAAAAUAAUUGAUAAAAUGAACAUCCGCGAUCGAGAUGAGGGCUAUAUAUACGCGGUUUACCUUCUCUGCUUCGAAGGAGGAGGGCUACUUGUUCUACGAGAUGGAGGAGAUAACGGUGGCGAAAUCGAGGUUUCAGAGAGUGUGCGUGUUCUGCGGCAGUAGCCCAGGGAAGCGGAACUCGUACCAGGACGCCGCCGUCGAGCUCGGCAAGGAACUGGUAGCGAGGAAGGUGGAUCUGGUGUACGGCGGAGGCAGCGUGGGCUUGAUGGGUUUGGUCGCCGAAGCUGUUCACUCUGGCGGCGGCCAUGUCAUCGGGAUCAUUCCGAGGACCCUGAUGCGCGCGGAGUUGACCGGAGAGCAGAGGUUCGGCGAAGUGAAAUCGGUGGCGAACAUGCACCAGCGCAAGGCCGAAAUGGCCCGCCACUCCGACGCCUUCAUCGCACUCCCAGGCGGCUACGGGACGCUCGAGGAGCUGCUCGAGACCAUUUCCUUCGCUCAGCUCGGCAUCCACCGCAAGCCCGUCGGCUUGCUCAACGUGGACGGAUACUACAACUCGCUGCUCGCCUUCAUCGACAAGGCCGUCGAGGACGGCUUCAUCCAGCCUUUCCAGCGCCACCUCUUCGUCUCCGCCCCCAACGCCAACGACCUCGUCCAAAAGCUCGAGGAAUCCGUCCCCAUCGACGACGCCGUGGUUUCCGAGCUCAGCUGGGAGCAGGAGCAAAUGGGACUCAACUCCACCCUCCAAGUCGAGAUCGCUCGGUAGCAAGGACGCAUUUUGACGGCCGAUCGUGUUUUGUAGUCGAGGGGGAAAAGCAAAAUCCAAGCCUUCCCCCGCCAUGAACCUGAUUGUCUUCAGCUUUUGCCAUGGCAAAUAUUUAUAUAUAUGUAUGUAUUUAUAUAAUUUGCA